AGGCGGGAAGGAUCGAGAAAGAUCAGUCGUUGACGCUGACUCGAGAGAGACCAGUUAUAUUUUGCAAUGGACGGGGAAACACAUAGCCUAGAGGCAAUAAUUAACAACAAUCUCAACAGCCGAGAUCUGGAUGAGUUCAACAGGAUCUACUAUGGUCGAAAAGAUCACAAAGAAGUUAAAAUAAAGGAAUCUUCUAUUGCUACUGCUAAAGAUAAUGACUUCGAAAUCGCGGCUUACGCAUUUCCCGCUAAGAAGGAGUCAACAAGACCACCAAGGAUAGUUAAAGUAGGCGUCAUCCAACAUUCGAUCGGUGUAUCAACAGACCGUCCAAUUAACGAGCAGAAAAAUGCAAUUCUUGCUAAAGUGAAAAAGAUUAUCGACGUAGCGGGUCAAGAAGGCGUCAACAUUCUAUGUUUCCAAGAAUUAUGGAACAUGCCAUUCGCGUUUUGUACACGAGAGAAGCAACCUUGGUGCGAGUUUGCUGAAUCUGCCGAAAAUGGUCCAACGACUCGUUUUCUCCGCGAACUGGCUAUUAAGUACGCGAUGGUUAUAGUCUCAUCAAUCCUAGAGAGGGACGAAAAUCACGCAGACAUUUUAUGGAAUACUGCCGUAGUCAUUAGUGACACGGGCAACGUUAUCGGCAAGCACCGUAAGAACCACAUUCCACGAGUCGGGGACUUCAAUGAAUCUAAUUAUUAUAUGGAAGGCAAUACGGGACAUCCUGUUUUUGCAACGAGAUAUGGUAAAAUAGCCGUUAACAUUUGCUUUGGACGUCAUCAUGUAUUGAACUGGAUGAUGUUUGGACAGAACGGUGCCGACAUUGUAUUCAACCCGUCAGCGACCAUUGCUGCUGAAGCUGGAAGUGAAUAUAUGUGGAAUAUUGAAGCUAGAAACGCUGCAAUCACAAACUGCUAUUUCACAGCGGCUAUUAAUAGAGUAGGGUAUGAGGAAUUCCCCAAUGAAUUCACCUCUGCUGAUGGCAAACCGGCUCACAAAGACUUGGGCCUCUUUUACGGCUCGAGCUAUUUCACUGCUCCGGACGGUGUACGAUGCCCAGGACUCUCUCGUACUAAGGACGGUCUUUUGAUUGCUGUAAUGGACUUAAACAUGAACAGACAGAUUAGAGACCGUCGCUGUUAUUAUAUGACGCAGAGGUUGGACAUGUACGCGGAGAGCUUAAAAAAGGUUUUGGAUUUGGACUUCAAGCCUCAGGUUGUUCACGAGACUGAGAAAUGAGAAUAAAACGAUGUGUCAUGAAUA
This is a messenger RNA of Vanessa atalanta (red admiral), 1260 nucleotides long. RefSeq names its product beta-ureidopropionase-like. Bases 67 to 1236 code for a protein of 389 amino acids. The record is from RefSeq and is a predicted model, not a curated record. Gene Ontology annotation, molecular function: beta-ureidopropionase activity. Lineage: Eukaryota; Metazoa; Arthropoda; Insecta; Lepidoptera; Nymphalidae. The transcript has a single exon.